Drosophila guanche is the source of this 1261-nucleotide messenger RNA. RefSeq lists its product as uncharacterized. The coding region runs from base 116 to 1255 and encodes 379 amino acids. The transcript is spliced from 3 exons. NCBI's taxonomy places the organism in Eukaryota, Metazoa, Arthropoda, Insecta, Diptera, Drosophilidae. The record is from RefSeq and is a predicted model, not a curated record.
CUCCUCUUUCUCUCUCUCUCUCGCCCGACCUCGUCUCACCGUCGGGCCACGUGCAUUUAUCUCUGUUUCAGUUCCGUUUUCGCUCUCGGCGACGACGGCUUUGGGGCUGCGUUAAAUGGCGACGGCAGCGGCACAACGGAAUAUUCUCGACCUUCCGUAUGAGGUUCUUGAUCUUAUUUACAAAGAACUUAGAUACCUACGCGAUAGAAUUAAUUUGGCCAGAGCGGACGCGUAUCUGGGCGGGGCUUUCGCCUUUCACAGUCGCGACGAAUUCAAGCAUGUGUACGCCUUUGACCAGUACAUAUCGAGGGACUCGUGGCCCAUGCUGCUGUCGCUGUGCGGCACCACGGUGCGUGAGUACUCGUGUUGCAACAGUCACAAUUGGAGCGACGCUCUGACAAAGUUGGUGGAGCAGCACUGCCCCGAGCUCGAAAUAGUAAAUGUAAAUGUGAACGCUCGCAACUGCAACAGCGUCAGGUCGGUGAUUGAAAACGCCAGGACAACAAUAAAGGAAAUCAAAUUGGAUGCUGAUAAUCGCGUCCCAAAGUGGAUCCCACCAAUGAUGCUCCACGAGUAUCCGGAAAUGCCACUGCUCCGAAAAGGUACCUUUAUUAGGUUUUCCAGCGAGGAACUCUUUCAUAUACAGAAAUUCAGCACAUUAGAGGAGCUGGAACUAGAUCCAGGAAAGUUGGACUGUCGUCCAAUCAAACUAUUCCAAAUUACCGCCAAUCUGAAGAAACUUCGCUCCUUGAAUCUUUACUAUUACAAUAUAGUAGGGCCUGAGGAUACGGAGGCGAGUGCCACCUCGAUGCCAUUUCCCUCCCUAGAAUCACUGAAAAUGAGAAGAUGUGAGAUCUCAAUGGAGAUGCCGCUCUGCCCAAAUAUUACCUCCUUAGACAUUAUCAAUUGUCAGUCGAGCAUCGAGAAUGUGCUCUACAGGUUCAUCCUAAAACAGGGCGACACCUUGGUGAAUCUGAGCAUCGACUGUCGCCCCUCGAUGCUCGAUGGCAAGGAAUUCCUCGAUAUUCUCCGGUGCUGCAAGAGACUGCGCUUAUUUUGUGUGCAGGCACAAAAGGUCAAGUUCACCAGAGAUUUUGUGGCCACCAUGGUGGACAUUCUGUAUGUUAAUGGCGUCACUGCGAAAGAGCCACUGCGCCUAAAGAUCUACGGCAUAUCGAAGGCCGACUGGGCUGCUAAAUGGGUUCCACUAACUGUUAAUCCGAAUUUACUCUCUGUGGAAUAUUGGUUAAAAUGAUCAUAG